Molecule: messenger RNA, 1265 nt
Organism: Pristis pectinata (smalltooth sawfish)
Lineage: Eukaryota; Metazoa; Chordata; Chondrichthyes; Rhinopristiformes; Pristidae
Gene: ccdc166
Product: coiled-coil domain containing 166
Exons: 8
Coding region: 123-1115 (330 amino acids)
Source: RefSeq, a predicted model, not a curated record
GCGGCCCGCAGGCGAGUUCCCGCCGGGGACUGUCGGCCGCAUCCCCGCCGGCACUGCGGUCACCGACCGUCCGUGAAUCCACCGGCACCGUGCAGAGAAAGAAGGAGUAAGCAGCAGCAAGAAUGUCUAAGAAGAAGAAGGGACAAAGCGCAGCCAGGAACAAGCCGGUGGGGAUGGAACAGGAGGUCCUGACAGCGACCACGGACCGAGUCGUCACCCUGCAGAAUGAGUAUGAUGAAAUUGUCAGAGAGCUUAAGCAGCUGAAGUUGAAGAUUUAUGACCUGCGGCAGGAGAAUGACUUCCUAGAGAAGGAAGCGCAGCAGACUCGGCUGGAGACCCAAGAAUACAUCCAGCAGAUGGCAAAGAGGUCAGAAAAAACGCAGAAUCAAAUCAUCAGCCUGAGCGACCAAAACCAGAGAAAACUGGACGAAAUCAGGAAAGCCAAGGAGAAAAUAUUGGCCGACUUUGAGUCUCAGAAACAAGAACUGAAAAUGACUCAAAUUGAGAAGGAAACUGAGCUGGUUCAGAUUAAUAAGGAGGUCAAGAGUCUGAGUGAAUAUAAAGAGCUGCGGGUGGUGCAACUGGCAAGGAUCCAAGAGCUGGACAAGCAGGUGAUGGAUGCACGGGCCUUGCACUCACAGAACCUGCACAACCUCAAGGUCAAGUUCAAUAAGGAGAAGACAGAGUACAAACAAAACGCCAAGAAGAUGGUGAAGCUGCUGGAGAAAGAAGCCAACAAGGAGGCGGUCUGCUGCCUGAUCCAGCACAUCGAAGCAAUCAAGAACGAGAACCAGGAGCUGCGGGAUGUCCUGGUGUGCCUGAUCCGUCGCUCGCGGGUCCUCCGAGAGCAGCAGGCAGAGCUGGAGGAACAGCAGAGCCAGCUGCUUCGGGAGAGGGAGUACUGCACCAAGCUGAGGGUGCUGAGGUACAGGAAGCAGCUCAGCGAGUACACCCAGCCGCAGAUCGAGGAGGUCAGGUCUGAUGAGCAGCCAAAGACUCGGGAGCAGGCAGAGACUCUGGUGCAGCCAGCGUCGGAAUCGGAGGAGAGGCCAAAGAAGCCCGUGGACAAGGGAGCGGGUGAUGGGAUGGAGGAGGAAGAGGCGCAGGACAAGUAGCUGGGCCGGGGCAGGGCCAGGCAACGACCCCAACAAGUGACAGCCCCUGGUGUCCCUGGGAGAAACCCUCCUUGUUCUAAGAGUUUUCAGGUUUUGCAGUACCUUCCGUGUCACACACAUCUUGUAUCUAUUUUUCACUCUCAAUAAAUA